Messenger RNA from Naumovozyma dairenensis CBS 421, 1359 nucleotides. It is a transcript of the gene PRP24, whose product is annotated as U6 snRNP complex subunit PRP24. Gene Ontology annotation, molecular function: RNA binding. The record is from RefSeq and is a predicted model, not a curated record. The transcript has a single exon. Lineage: Eukaryota; Fungi; Ascomycota; Saccharomycetes; Saccharomycetales; Saccharomycetaceae. The coding region runs from base 1 to 1359 and encodes 452 amino acids.
AUGUCUAAUCCAAGGAAAAGGUCUGUAGAAGAAGAGGAGAAUUCAAUCCCACAAGGCAUAUCAAAACCCAAAAAACAAAAUGACACCGAGACUAAGAAUAGAGAAUUAACUACUGUCCUAGUGAAAAAUCUUCCCAAAAGCGCAAAUCAAACGAAAAUGCAUAAAUUUUUCCAAGAUUGUGGUAUUAUCAACCACAUUGACAUUGUGGAUUCUAAUGAUAAGAAAAGUAGAUUAGCUCGACUAGAAUUCUCAACUUUCUUGGAAGCAUCAAGUGCAUUGACUAAAACUUUUAAGAAAGUUGGUCCUAAUAAUAUCAUUGAAGUCACUUCGCUACAUGGUUGUACUAUUUGGAUGACUAAUUUCCCACCUUCAUUUGAGGCAAAAAAUAUACGACAAUUGAUUCAGGAUGAAACUGGAAUGAUUGUUGUAAGUAUCAGAUUACCAUCUCUUAAGUAUAAUUCUAAUAGAAGGUUUGCUUAUAUAGAUUUAUGUUCUAAAGAAGAUGCUCAAUCAGUGAUACAGAACUUAAAUAAUAUGGAUCUUAAUGGUUAUAAACUCGUAGUGAAAAUAUCUAAUCCAUCAGAUAGAUCCAAAAGAACGGAUUUGUCUACGAUAGAAAGACGUGAAAUAAUAAUACGAAAUUUAAAUCCUAUGACUUUAACUGAAGAGAAAUUAAGGAAUCAUUUUGGAGAAUGCGGAGAAAUUGAGAGAAUAACGAUUCCGCAUAGGCAACGGGAGAAUGUUGAGAGUUUCCAUAACGGAUGUGCUUUUAUUGUUUUCAGUACUGCAACACAAGCAAAUAAUGCCUUGGAAUUGAACAAAUCAGAAUUUCUGGGCCGUGAAAUAUCUGUGGGAUUAGCAGAUAAAAAGCCAUAUUUGGAAAGAAAAGAAGUUAAACGUUUGUUACAUUCUAAAAACACAAAAGAACUGGCAAGAAUAAUUUCUCUAUAUCCACUUUCUGAUCGUGUCACUAAAUCUAACAUAAAAUCGUUCUUACAUGAAACUUUCCCUAAUCGUUCAGUAGGAGAUGAAAUGGAAGAUAUAUACCUUGUUUCAGAUAAAAAUGGAGCCUUCAUAAUUUUGAAAGAUGAAAAAUUAGCUGGUAUAUAUUUAAUGGGGCUCAAUAUGAAGAUGUUCCACAAUAAAGUUAUACAUUGUGGAACAGUAAAUGACCUAAAAGGGAAUGCGAAUGGAAUCCAUCUUGAUAAGAAACAGAAUAAUAAUAAUAAUAAUAAAAUAAAUACCAUUGAAAAGAAGCCUAGUAAAGAUAUUUUGAAAGCUCCUGCCGGUUUGGAAAAGGAACAAAGCCAGAAAAAGUUAUCUAACGAUGAUUUCCGUAGGAUGUUCCUGGGUAAAUAG